Molecule: messenger RNA, 735 nt
Organism: Mixia osmundae IAM 14324
Lineage: Eukaryota; Fungi; Basidiomycota; Mixiomycetes; Mixiales; Mixiaceae
Exons: 5
Coding region: 1-735 (244 amino acids)
Biological process (GO): rRNA catabolic process; U4 snRNA 3'-end processing; poly(A)-dependent snoRNA 3'-end processing
Cellular component (GO): nucleolus; nuclear exosome (RNase complex); cytoplasmic exosome (RNase complex)
Source: RefSeq, a predicted model, not a curated record
AUGAGACGAGAGGAUGGCCGGUCUUUGGACGCUAUACGGUCGCUCAGGAUAUCACUCGGCCAGCUCUCCAAGUCAGAUGGCUCAGCUUCCUUCUCAUUCGGUCAAGUCAGCGUACUGGCGGCAGUGAGAGGACCGCAAGAGGUCUCGCUCAAGCGUGAGCUCGCUGAUCGAGCAGCGCUAGAGAUCACCGUCCUGCCCGUUCGCGGACUGCCAGGGCCAGCUGCAAAGGCAGUAGCCAGCAUGAUCACGCCCGUGCUCGUCUCACUGCUCUUGCUGCAUGCUCACCCACGAUCGCUGCUACAACUCACACUACAGACGACAUCCCUGCCCUCGAGUCGGUUUUCAAAAGCAUUUCGGACCUACCGACCAGACGAAGUACUCGAAUAUGAGCAUGCAGACGAUGAGAAAGGAGGUCCCCUGCUCGACUCGGCCGUCGAAAAAGCAGCUGCAUUCAACGCGAGCAUGCUGAGCCUGUUACACGCGUCGAGUGUAGGCAUGCGAGGCACAGCGUUCGCCGUCGCAUUGGCUCUGUUGCCGGAGAGCGCCUUGCAAGCUGAUCAGGCUACUCUGGGCACCGUCAUACCUGAUGCGAGCGAUGAUGUCAUGCAAGAAGAGACAGCGCGCGAUCGCGUCUGGGCUAUAGCUACGGCUCCAGCAUCGGGGGCGCGGAGGGAGAGCUCUGCUUGUGUGAGCUCUCUGGUGGCUGUACAGAGGAAGAGCUCGGCCGGGCACUGA